AUAUAGGACUAUAGUGACUAAUUUCAAGAAAUGCGUAAUGUAGGCAAGAAACAAAAUAAAAAUGUUUUAACAGUUUCAGAAUUCUUCAAAUAGUACAUACAUUAUAUAGGAUUAUUUAAACAAUUCAACAUGGCUUGUGAUUUGUUUUCUACGUAAUUGUACAUUUAAAAAAUAGUAAAAAGAUAAUUUGCCAAAAUCAUUUGCCAUCUGAUUUAAUGCCUAUAAUAUAUAAUAGUAUUUAAAUUUAAUUACUUACUCUUAUUUUAUAAGAAAUGGCGAAUUGAUGUGGUAUAAUACUAUGUUGAUAGUUCUUACUGAUAUUAUACUUUGCAAUAAAUUCAUUUUUGAAUUAAAUUCUUAAAGUUCCUUAAAUAAGUGUAAAAUGAGAUAUUGGAAAGUCUUUAAAAGUAUUUUUGUAAUGGGUUUUAUAGUAAGUGUUAUGUGGCUAAUGUUUUCAUGGAGCAGUAUGGAGUUAAUCAGAUAUGCGUCAAUGGAUCCUAGAAGUAUUCCAAUAACUGUUAAAAAUAAAUUAUGUCAUGUAAAUUACAAUGAUGAAAGAGUGUUUAUAAAUAAUAGUUCAGAUUUAAAAAUGAUAUACUAUGUAACACCAACCUACCCAAGACCAGAACAAGUGCCAGAGUUGACAAGACUUGCUCAUACAUUGAUGCAUGUACCAAAAAUUCAUUGGAUAGUAGCAGAUGACCAAUCAUUAUGUUCAAAAGAUGUUGCUAAUAUUCUUAGACGUACUGGCCUGCCAUAUACACACAUAUCUAGUCCAAAGCCAUAUAUAUAUAAAGGAACAAACUUCCCUCGUGGAGUUGCAAAUCGUCGUGCUGCACUCUCCUGGCUUCAAGAAAAUGCAGAUGAAGGAGUUCUUUACUUUGGAGAUGAUGAUAAUACUAUUGAUCUACAAUUAUUUGAUGAAAUCAGACUUACUAAAAAAGUAUCAAUGUUUCCUGUAGGCCUGAUAGGAGAUUAUGGUGUUUCUUCACCUGUUGUCAAGGAUGGGAAGGUGGUCGGGUUUUUUGAUUCGUGGCCUGGUUCAAGAAUGUUUGCAGUUGAUAUGGCUGGAUUUGCUGUGAACAUUGAGUUUCUAAAGCCCUCUGCUAACAUGCCAUACAUUGCUGGCCAUGAAGAGGACAGAUUUUUGGUUAGUUUAGGAUUAAAAUUGGAAGACAUUGAACCUCUUGCUGCUAAUUGCUCGAAGGUACUUGUCUGGCAUACAAAAACAGUUAAAUAUAAGAAGCCAACAUUACGUGUAGAUAUUAAAAAGUUAGAUGAUGUUAAUGCUUAUAAAUAUUUUGUUAAUCUUCUUAAAGAAAUUAGCAGGCUAGGUAUGGCAAGCAUCAGUAAUAGCAAUGGCACUAAGCCUUACAUAACAAGAAAUAGAAAAUCCUAUGAAACUGUAGCUGGCUUACACUAAUUUUUUGACUAAACUAUAAUCUAUAUGAAAAAAGUUCCUUGCUUUUUUAUAAUGUUGAUUCUUCAAAUAUAAAACUAUUAGAUAUAUGCUGUAUAUAAGCAGUAUAUGUCUGCCAUGGUCAUGUGUGACAGACACAAAUAUAUUAUAUAUUUGUCUGUAAAGAAUUUUUAAAGAAUAUUGUUCGAGAACAAAACCCUGAAUCAAAAUUCUCAAAUAGCUCUUCAAUGUGCUCAGUUUUGGGGCCCUUAAUAAAAGUGAUAAAAAAUUUUUAGUUGUCUGGAAAUAUGUGUAAUGUUAGACAAUUAGAGACCUAGAAUCUCAACAGACCUGUAUUAUGUGAUGAGAGAUGUAGUUGUAAAAAUAUGAUAUUCGAGCGUUUUAAUAUAUUACACGUUAAUCUCGUUUUUAAUCCUCAAGGCAUGAUCAUUUUUAUGUUUAAGUACAGUUUCUAUUUGACAAGACUUUAUCCUUUUCACUUAUAUUCAGCGCGUACUGACAGUUGAAUGUCUGUGGUAGUAACUUUUCACCGACUUGUAUUAUUAUACUCUAUAAUAUUGAGUAUAAUAAUACAAGUCGGUCUAUCGGGUCGGGUAUAAUAAUAGAGUCUAUAUAUAUGUAUAUAUUAUAUAAGUUAUCUAUAUAUAUAUUAGGUAUUCCUAUAAUCUGCAUUAUAGUGUUCUUAUACGAGUCAUAAAAAUAUUUUACUAUGACGAAUAGUAAAAUAUUUUUACUAUUAAUAUUAAAAUAAACAGUAUACAAAAAUAUUUAAUUUAUUAUUCUGUAAACAGUGUAUACUCUAUAAUAUAACGACACAGAAGGGACUGAGCAUUUUAUGUCGGUAUAGAUUUCCGUGAAAUGUCUUAUAGAAUAUUAUUUAAAUGCUAUUGCUUAUAGUAUUUAAUUUUAUCUGACGUCUUUGCUGCACCAGUGAUAUUGUUGUAAUUUUUAGGUAUUUCAUUUACAACUUGCGAUAUUCAUCAUAUAGUAUUUUAACGUCCGGCGGAAUCUCAGGCUCAGCCGUAUCAUCUUAAUCUUCUCCUUGAUUUUGAUCCUCAGUGUUUCUUACUGUAUUUUUGUACUGUACUCAACAUUUCUUUGUGAUACUCAUAUACUAAUAAUCAUGACAACAACAGCCUACACUUGCAAGCAAUCCCAAUUUGUAAACAAAAGAACAACUCAAAAAGUACUUUAUUGCUCAACUGUUGUCGUAAUUGAUAAUAUGCUAUGUAGAGUAUAUAUAUAUAUUAUAUGGAAGACUAGGCUAAAACAACUGAACAAGAAAAAACAAGAGCCAAUUGAUUUCGACGCUUUCGUUCGUUACAUGGAGUUUACACUGUAUUUUAUUCAUUUUAAAAUAAUAUUGAUGGAUUCAUAAAUUGAAGGACUUGUAGAUUGUGUAUUUUGGUAUAUUAUUAAAGGUAUCAUGAUUUUUAUUAGAGUAGGAAAACAUUAGAGGUACAAUUCUAGAUAGGCAAUAAAUUAUACGUCCUAACGAUACUUAAAUAAUAUUAGCCUAUUAAAAUUGUACAAAUGGAGGAAAGAUCUACCAUAAUAUUGAGUUAUCACGUGAUGCAGCCGAAAAUGCAUACGCAUAGCACAAGUACAGAGCAGAUUGGUUACGAAUGACGUUUCCGUUUGUCAGUAAAUGUCUAGAAUUAAGAUUUUUGUAUGACAUUGGGUGCUUUGGUGCUUCACCAAAGCUGUCGAUUGAUCGAUGAAAGAUGUCGAUUAAAAUAAAACAGCAUAUUGUCGAAAUUAAUUUAUUAGUCCAUAGAAACAAAAGUAUUGUUUAUACACUCAAUUAUUACUACAGAGAUCGCAGGUUCGGUCUUAGGCUUCACCAAUGGACUUUUGUAUGCGCAAAUUUAACUCUCGCUUAUGCUGUGUCAGGCGCAGAAUACCGAUUUUCUAUUAAAAAAAUUAGGUUACAGAUAAAACUGAGGCCCAGAACAACAAGUUUGUAGUGCCACUGGUUUUUUUUUAUGUCAAAUGUACCUAAGUAAUUGACAUGUUAAAUAAUUAUAACGAGCAUAUAAAAUUUGUAUUAUUACUUUGUAGAAUUGUGAUAAAUUUUGAUACUACCACACGAUUCUCCUCUUUGCUGGGUCACGACUGUCAAAAGCGUCUUUGUCUCAAUCCCCAGUUUAUAGUUAUCAGUGAUAGCGUUUAUUGUUACAAAAUAACGUGAUGAAUAAUAAUUAGGCUUAAACACUCCUUCUAGUCCUCGUUGUUGUCGUUUUUGUUAAAUAUACCUGAAGAUAUUUAGAAGAAUCUCUUUGAAUCUCAAAAAUGUUUGAAAAACACUUUAUUUGUUAUUAAUGACCUGAUGAUUUUAUUUAUAAUAUUAGCCUAUAAAAAUUGUACAAAUGGAGGAAAGAUCUACCAUAAUGUUGAGUUAUCCCGUGAUGCAGCCGAAAAUGUAUACGCAUAGCACAAGUACAGAGCAGAUUGGUUACGAAUGACAUUUCCGUUUGUCAGUAAAUGUCUAGAAUUAAGAUUUUUGUAUGACAUUGGGUGCUUUAGUGCUUCACCAAAGAUGUCGAUUGAUCGAUGAAUGAUGUCGAUUAAAAUAAAACAGCAUGUUGUCGACGCGUUUACGUGCGUUCAAUAAUUAUAUGAAAAAUAAAAUCUGAAUUAGAUAUUAAAUAAAGUUAUAAAUUAUUGCUUUAAUCACGUAACAUUUCAAAAGUUUUGUUUGAAUCGCAGUGCAAUACUAAUUAAGUUAAUGACUUGGUAGAGAUGAAUUGUGGUUGCUUAGUAGUGAAUUCAUUUAUUCGUAAGUGCUCUGAAAUUUCGGAAAUACAUUUUUUUCUAGGUGGUUGCACCUACACUUGUCUAAAACGAUGACAUAAUCGGGAGCUGAUCACGUACUUGUUUAUAAAAGAUAAAAUUAUAGAACAGAUGCAAUAUAAGGCUAUACCCAACCAAUAUAGGGUUGAGAAGCAUCUGGAUGAUUAAUAAUUUUAAGGGUAGUUCACUAUAUAAAGAACAACUGUUGUUGUGAUUGUGGUAACAAAUUUCGGUUUUUAAAUAGUAAUGGUCGCAUUGUUAAUAUGUGCUAGUUAUUUUACAUUCCCGAACAAAUUUAUUCCAUUUUAUGCCUGUUGU
Molecule: messenger RNA, 4531 nt
Organism: Pieris rapae (cabbage white)
Lineage: Eukaryota; Metazoa; Arthropoda; Insecta; Lepidoptera; Pieridae
Product: galactosylgalactosylxylosylprotein 3-beta-glucuronosyltransferase S
Exons: 4
Coding region: 383-1423 (346 amino acids)
Biological process (GO): carbohydrate metabolic process; chondroitin sulfate proteoglycan biosynthetic process
Cellular component (GO): Golgi membrane
Molecular function (GO): galactosylgalactosylxylosylprotein 3-beta-glucuronosyltransferase activity
Source: RefSeq, a predicted model, not a curated record